This is a messenger RNA of Ruditapes philippinarum (Manila clam), 2440 nucleotides long. Its product is annotated as gamma-aminobutyric acid type B receptor subunit 2-like. Bases 1 to 2361 code for a protein of 786 amino acids. The record is from RefSeq and is a predicted model, not a curated record. Gene Ontology annotation, biological process: G protein-coupled receptor signaling pathway; gamma-aminobutyric acid signaling pathway. Gene Ontology annotation, molecular function: G protein-coupled GABA receptor activity. Gene Ontology annotation, cellular component: membrane; G protein-coupled receptor heterodimeric complex. The transcript is spliced from 17 exons. Lineage: Eukaryota; Metazoa; Mollusca; Bivalvia; Venerida; Veneridae.
AUGAAUAUUUACAAAGUGAUACUUGUACUUUUAUUGCAUUUUAUCGGGCUUGAUUACUGUGAAAAGACGAAAUUAUAUGUUGGUGUUUUAUUGGAGCUUACAGAACAUUGGUAUGUAAGAUACACAAACUUUUUCCCGGAAGUAUUUAGAUACGGAUUCGAAGGGGUUGAUAACAAAUCUGAUAUUCUGUCCGACUACACAAUCGAAUUAGUGAUAAGAGAUACAAAGCUGUCUUAUAUCGCAACAACAGCAACAACCACAGACCGAUCUCUAUUUUCAACACUUUUCAAAGUGAAUCAAGUGGCAAAUACACUAAAUCCUUUAAGAAUAAAGAUGAUGAAACAUUUUGGAUGGUCAAGAGUAGGGACCAUUGCAUACCAAGAGGAGUUUUCAGUUUCGCAAAUUGAUGAUUUUCAUGAUCGUCUGCGAGAAAAUAAUCUGACCCUAGAAACAUCUGCCGUUAUAUCAGACACUAGCAGUAUCGGUGAUAUUCUGAAAAGAUAUAAGCAAUUCGGUGUCCGGAUCAUUAUGGCAGCUUUCAGAGGAAAAGUUGCACCAAAAAUAUUUUGCGAGGUGUACCAUCAAGGUAUGUAUGGUGAUAGCUAUGUCUGGAUACUGUCUGGGUCAACAUUGUUUGAUGGCUGGAUAGAUGAUGCUGACAUGAACGAAAUGGACUGCACUAAGGAAGAGUUAAUUGAAGCAACUAAUGGACAUUUUACCCUUGAUCACCUACGAGAAAGUACAUCGGAAAAGCCAUGUACUUCCGGAGAGACCCCAAAAGAGGUAAUGAAUAAAUUGCAAGAUCUUGUGGAAGAUACUAACUACGAAAUGUCAACAUUUAUAAGUUGGAUCUAUGACACACCUUGGGCGCUCGCAUUAGGAUUAAACAACAGUAUAAAGUAUUUGGCUGAAUCAGGACUACAGCUUCACAAAUAUAAUUACAGUUCUCCAUACAUAGACGCUGUUAUCAAGGGGAUGAAGGAAGUCCGCUUUGAUGGUGUUUCGGGACCGGUGGCCUUUGAUGAGACUGGUAGUCGAGUAGGUGUCAAUUUCAUUCAACAGAACUUUUAUAAGGACACGCGUAAUGUGGCCAGCCUUGAUGGCACAACAGGUCAGCUGACGUGGCUUGUAGAUAGUUCGUCUCUCUGGUCAGAUCUCUAUAAAGGUAACGAGAUUCCAAAGGACAGAUUUAUUUAUCAAGAGGUGUUAGUACCGCCUAGUAGGAUAGCCUUUGGUCUAAUAGUUGCCUUGGAUUUGGUUGGAUGCUUGUUAUCGUUGACAUUUUUAUUUUUCAAUAUCUACUUCAGAAACAACAGAUCCAUUAAAAUGUCUAGUCCAAUGGUGAACAAUGUUAUAAUUGCCGGAUGCCUGUUGAUGUAUUUGGAAAUUCUUGUAAAUGCGAUAGACUACCUUAGAAACAAGAAUGAUUCAAUCGGCGACAACAUGUGUAUGAUCAGGACAUGGCUUUUAUCCUUGGGAUUCACAUCAAUUUUUGGAGCACUUUUCUCGAAAACUUACCGUGUUUAUGUAGUUUUCCGAGAUUACAAAUUGCGUGGGAAGGCAAUCAAAGACUACCAUCUAUUUGGAAUGAUUGGCACCAUGCUUGUUGUUGAUUUGUUGAUUUUGAUUCCCUGGACAACGUUUUUUCCUCUUGUCAAAGCAAAAGUUUCAAAGAAUGCUAUGGAUGUUCGGAACAACAACAUGAUAUAUUCGGAGAGCUAUCUUCAUUGUUACAACGUCACCACUGCUUAUUGGAUAGCCGCAUUAUAUGUCUAUAAAGGACUUCUUCUAGCUUUUGGAACGUUCUUAGCAUGGGAAACUCGUCAAGUCACCAUUCCUGUUCUGAAGGACUCCAAGUUUAUAGGCGCUUGCAUUUAUAACGUUGUCAUUGCGUGCGUAUUCGGGGUUCCUCUGGCACAUGUUCUCCCUAUAGAACAAAAGACAUUGUCGUUUGUGUUAGAGUCAUGCUUACUUUUCUUCUGCACAACUAGUAGUCAGUGUAUCAUUUUUAUACCUAAGAUAAGGCUUCGAAAUCAAGUUCACGGAAAGUUUUUAACAUCUCAUGUGCCAACAGAGGCAACCGGCUCUACAAUAAGACAAACAGGUAUCAAUCCGGAGAUAUGUGAUUAUAACUGUGACAACAAUAAAACCACUGCCGAGCUGAAGGAUGAAAACGCCAAGCUGCGACUGGAUAUUGCUAAUGAGUCCAUAGCCAUAGCAAGAUUAAGGAAAUCGAUUCUUAACAUGACUGGAAAUGUGCACUUCUAUAAGAAAGGAACAGAUUACGUUCUCUUCAAAAGUAAUGGUCCAAAAUUGGUGGGAAACAUGUGUCUUAACAGCGUUCCAGACCAUUCUGUUUAAACGAUUCAGCUAAUUUCUUUCAGAAAAUAUUAGGUUAUUACAAAACUUAUUUUUGAAAAUGUUUACAACUGAAUAUUUU